Molecule: messenger RNA, 3053 nt
Organism: Nanorana parkeri
Lineage: Eukaryota; Metazoa; Chordata; Amphibia; Anura; Dicroglossidae
Gene: MAPK6
Product: mitogen-activated protein kinase 6
Exons: 6
Coding region: 887-3049 (720 amino acids)
Biological process (GO): intracellular signal transduction; protein phosphorylation; cell surface receptor signaling pathway
Cellular component (GO): nucleus; cytoplasm
Molecular function (GO): ATP binding; MAP kinase activity
Source: RefSeq, a predicted model, not a curated record
CUCCGAUUGAUUGACGAGAAGGCACCCGUUUGAAUUCUCCCGCCGGGUGACGCAGUGGCCUGCAGGGGGCGUUUCAAGUGACGCAGUAGGCGGCAGAUCGGGUGUCUGCGAAUCUCCUCCCCCUUAGCAGUCAGUCCGGGUACAUGGCGACUGCGGCAAAGAACGAGCGAGAAGACGCAGGACUAGAGGAGCAGCUGUGCGGCGUGUCGGAGCUUUGUCCCCUCUCCUUAUGAAGCAGACGAGAGCUGAGUUCUGAAAAUAAGAUGGAUAGCAGCUUUGAUUGUGAUUGUGGCGAGCUGGAGCCACCUGAUCAUUAACAGAAGAACUCUUCUGUAAUUUAAGGUCUGCCACGGUUCCCCUUUCGGAUGCACUGUAUACAAACAACAUCUUGUUAAAAAUCAUUUCUAGUGCUUACCAGCACCAUAGAAUGACGCUGCUCAGGACCAGUUCAACACUGAAUGUAUCUGCACUGUGAGGAGGAUGAUGAUAGAAGCCUAUAUCUUGCAUAUUUAUUCACGUUUUUGUUCCAUGUCCAUUUGUUUUGCACACUAGAGCCGCGUGCAUAGUAUGUCAUUUCAUUCCGUUUCACUUCCAUUGAGUGUUUUUGUUGAUGUUUGCUGGAAUGCUGCAUCUCUUGUGAACUAUGAAUACAGUCCUUUUUUCUACAAUCCAAACUGAGCUUUAGCGUUGUGGCUUGCGGGAUCCACCAGGCCUGGCUGGCUGUUAUGCAAUGAGAAUUGAAGCGAACCAGUCUAAAGAAGAGCUUUUUUUUUUUUUUCUUUUGUGGAAGGUAUAUGAAAUCUUUUCUUUAGAUACCAGCAGUGGUUUAUUGUCACGUAUUUAGGAAAAGUGAUAAUUUCUGGACAAAGGAAGUAAAGUAGCCAAAAUGGCAGAAAAGUUUGAAAGCCUCAUGAACAUUCAUGGGUUUGAUUUGGGCUCUAGAUACAUGGACUUAAAACCCCUCGGCUAUGGUGGUAAUGGCUUAGUUUUUUCUGCUGUUGAUAAUGACUGUGAUAAGCGAGUGGCUGUGAAGAAAAUUGUUCUGACCGACCCCCAGAGUGUCAAACAUGCUCUGCGCGAGAUCAAAAUUAUCCGAAGACUUGAUCAUGAAAACAUUGUCAAACUAUUUGAAAUUCUCGGCCCUAACGGAAAUUGCUUAACCGAUGAUGUGGGCUCAUUGACUGAGCUGAACUGUGUGUAUAUUGUUCAGGAGUAUAUGGAGACCGAUCUAGCCAAGCUCCUAGAGCAAGGCCCACUUCGUGAAGAGCAUGCUAGGCUCUUUAUGUACCAGCUGCUACGUGGGCUUAAAUAUAUCCACUCCGCUAAUGUGCUGCAUCGAGAUCUUAAGCCAGCAAACCUAUUUAUUAACACUGAAGAUUUGGUGGUAAGAGUCGGAGAUUUCGGUCUUGCACGUAUCAUGGAUCCCCAUUAUUCCCACAAGGGACAUCUUUCUGAAGGACUUGUCACCAAAUGGUACCGAUCUCCACGCCUUUUACUUUCACCAAAUAACUACACUAAGGCUAUUGAUAUGUGGGCAGCUGGGUGCAUCUUUGCUGAAAUGCUGACUGGAAAAACCCUUUUUGCAGGUGCACAUGAACUCGAACAAAUGCAGCUAAUUCUGGAGUCCAUACCUGUUGUUCAUGAAGAAGAUAAACAAGAGCUUCUCAGUGUUAUCCCAAUUUUUAUCAAAAAUGAUAUGACCGAGCCACAUACUCCUUUAACACAGCUACUUCCAGGGAUCAGUCCUGAAGCUCUAGACUUCCUGGAGCAAAUCCUGACAUUUAGUCCUAUGGACAGACUAACGGCAGAAGAAGCUUUGUCUCACCCAUAUAUGAACAUCUAUUCUUUCCCUUUGGAUGAGCCAAUUUCAAACCAUCCUUUUCACAUUGAAGAUGAGGUAGAUGAUAUAUUGUUGAUGGAUGACAACCACAGCCAUGUCUAUAAUUGGGAAAGGUACCAUGACAGCCAGUGUUCAGACCAUGAUUGGCCUAUUCAUAAUAAUUUUGAAGCUGAUGAAGUUCAGCGUGAUCCAAGGGCUCUCUCGGAUGGAAGCGACGAGGAAGAGGUUCAGGUGGAUCCUCGCAAAUAUCUGGAUGGAGAGCGAGAGAAAUAUCUAGAAGAUCCUGCAUUUGAUCCAUACUUCUCUGCUGAGCAUUCUUGGCAGCACUCUAACCACCAUGAGAAUAAAUAUUGUGAUCUUGAGUGCAGCCAUACCUGUAACUACAAAAUGACUUCCUCCUCUUACCUAGAUAACUUAGUAUGGAGGGAGAGUGAGGUCAACCAUUAUUAUGAGCCAAAACUUAUUAUCAAUCUUUCCAACUGGAAGGAGCAAAAUAAGGAGAAGUUAGAUAAGAAGGGGAAAUCAAAAUGUGAAAAGAAUGGUUUAGUGAAGGCUCAGAUAGCCCUUAAAGAAGCAUCAGAGCAGCUAGUUGAAAAAGAAAGGGAAAAACGCAAAGAAUUUGACUUUGAUUCAUUCAUAGCAGGUACCAUUCAGCUUAGUCAGCAAGAUGAUUCUUCCAGUGUUGACAAGCUCAACGACUUGAAUAGCUCUGUAACACAACUUGAAUACAAGUCCUUAAUAUCAAAGUCUGUAAGCAUGGAAAAACAAGAGAAAGGCAUUGUCAACCUAGCACAAUUGGGUACUCGAAACCAAAAUUCUUGGGACAGUUCCAUCGUAACUGGUGAAGACUGCUUCCUAAUAGAUCAAUUUUGUUGUGAAGUAAGGAAGGAUGAUCACAAUCAGAAGGAAAACACUUAUACAGGUUACUUAGACAACUUGUUCAGUAGGAAAGAAGACACAGAAGUGUCAGACCCUGAGCCAGCAGAAGAUGGAAAGGAUAGCAGCAAGGAAAAUGAGGAGUUCUUACCAAAUUUCAGUGGUGACAUCAUCUUUAGUAAGCAGCUGGGUUGUAUAGGUAUUCCCCAGUUUCAGAAUCCUAUUGGCUCACCCCUCAAAUCAGUACAAGCCACAUUGACACCUUCUGCAAUGAAGUCCUCCCCUCAAGUUCCCCAUAAAGCCUACAGCAGCAUUCUAAAACAUUUAAACUAAAACA